ACCGUCCUCGUCAAGCUUCAAUAAUUUUGAUAUACUAUCGAAUAUCAGAAAAAUCGAUGUAACUUCACUCAAACGUGGGCAGUCAAGCAAAUUCGAUACUAUUUAUAUCGAUGGGCUAAGAAUUAGUCAUUAUAUUCAUAUAAAUGAGGCCACCAAUGCUGAAGAUUUGGAGAAGAGUAUUCGGUUUUUUAAAGAAAAUUAUCUCCAUAAAGUUAAUUAUAAAUUAUUAAAAGAAAACUUUCCUGCUUGGCUUGAAGGAAUUGGAUUAAGCGAGUUGGAUCAUAAAUUCGGCGCGUACAAAUGGCAGGAAAUUAUAGAAAUGGGGUGGCAGGAUCUACGAGAUAUUGGAAUUAAUAAUUCAAAUAUGAGAAAAGUAUUAAUUAGAAAUUUUACUUUGGUUAAAUUAGAUCAGGCUAGGAAACGAGGAAUUCAUGUAAAUAGUCCUAGAGCACAAUUGACAGAACUUGAAGAUGCUGUUCCAAUUGAUUUAGACUUACUGAAAAAACGUUUUCCAGAAUGGAUUGAAUCAAUUGGAUGUGGAAUAUACAUCCCAAAUUUAGAGGGAAAGACGUGGCAAGAGGCAAUAGAGAUGAAAUGGUCGAAUUUAGAGGCUUUGGGCAUCAAAGCUCGUGGUUUAAGAUCUAGGUUGGCUAGAUAUUUAUAUAGAGCUAAGCAAGCUGUGUAUUCCGAAAAAGGAAUAAUACUUCCCGGUAAUGAAGCUAAAAGGGCUCAGACAGUAAAUAAUACUUCUGAAUCGAAAUCCUUAGAGACGAAUUAA
Molecule: messenger RNA, 778 nt
Organism: Acaulospora morrowiae
Lineage: Eukaryota; Fungi; Glomeromycota; Glomeromycetes; Diversisporales; Acaulosporaceae
Source: the annotation of a GenBank genome assembly